GUCUUGUAAAGUGUCGCCUCUUAGUGUCAUCACUGAAACGACUGCACGAUGGAGGACAAAGAAGCCGCUAUGAUGAACAGGUUGGAGAGCAUCAAAGACAUAAGAGGGAAAACUUUGCAGUUAGAGAAGAUAAGAAGUAAACUUCGUCAAGAAAUUGAGACGACAGACAAUGAAGAAAGAUGUUUGGAAGAAUACAAACAAGAGAUGGAGUUGUUACUUCAGGAAAAGAUGGCCCAUGUGGAGGAACUGAGGCUGAUCCAUGCUGAUAUCAACACAAUGGAAACAACAAUAAAACAGGCAGAAGAAGAGAGAAAUAAGGCAUUUGAAAAUGCCAAGCACCUGUAUGAUGAGUACCUUCCACUUAAAGAGGAAGUAGAUGCAAUGAGGGCAGCUAUUGGAUUAGAGAAAUUAGGAGACGAUGGCGACAGACUCAGCCCAGAAUACUUUGAGAAACAGAAGACAGAGUGGCAGACUGAAUCUCAGGAACAGACCCUACCAGAAUCUCUAGCAGUGGCAGCGGCCCCCAAUGUCCAUGGUCAGCAGCUCCCAGUGGCCAGACCCUCUGCCACUGCCGCAGCAGCUGCCGCACCACCCAAACCAGCAGAGAGACAGUCCUUCCCUAGACAACAGCCACCCCCUAUGAAGGCAUGUCUUUCUUGCCAUCAGCAGAUCCAUAGAAAUGCCCCAAUAUGUCCGUUGUGUAAAGCAAAGAGCCGUUCUAGGAAUCCCAAGAAACCAAAAAGGAAACUUGACGAGUGAAGUAUGGGCAACUGCAACCAAACUCCAUUUCAUUAUAAAUAUAUCUGUAGCAUAAUGAAUAAGAAGUCUUACUUAGAUGUGUUGACAUGAAGUCCCACUUAAAAAUUGGUUUUUGGCCUUAGCAGCUUAGGCUGCCAUCUUGCCCACAACAUUAGUGCCACUUGUAACCCACUAAGUCCAAAUUCUACGGACAGUAUUGUAAUUGCAUAUUUUGUAAACAUUUAAAUUCAGUUGGAAGUUACAAAGUGAAAGCAAUUGUAAACACAAAUAUCUAAUAUUGAAGUGCUAUGUUUAAAUCCAGUGUAGGAUAGUGAUAUAGGAACAAAGAAGUGGUUUGGAAAGUUUUCACAGGUGCAAAGCAUCGAUGGGUUUAGAAUUGUUAGAGACUGCAAUACAAGAUACACUUCUUUAAUGACGUGUGAGAGAUCUCAGCAUUCCAUUUUAUGUAAUAUUUACAUAUUUGUUUACCAAAGAUUACUUUUACCUAGUAUAUCAUUUUAUAAUUUUGUUAUAGUAUUUAGACAAGUUUUAUAACCUUAGAUGUGCAAUGCUUUGAGCAUGACAUGACAAAGUCAGGUAGAUUAUUAAUGUCAAAGCUAGUUAUAAUAUUAUAACAAACUCUAGUUUACUUUUUACUACAUUUUGUGGCUUAAAAUAUAGCAGUGGGACUGUGCUUGAAAGACAUGAACAUAAGCAUAUGUGACAUUUUAUGAUGAUGUUCAGCAUAAGGAAAGUGCUGCCAAUAAGAUCUUGAAAGUGUCAAUAGAAAGAGCAUAUUAGUAGUAAAUUUAAUUGACAGCUAACAUUACACAUUGAUUAAAUUUCUGUAAUUUUCUGCCAAGUCAUAAAAGCUUGAAAGUUAUCUCUGUUCAAGUUCAGUAAUAAAUUACCAUAAUUUUUCUAACAA
Messenger RNA from Lingula anatina, 1666 nucleotides. Its product is annotated as zinc finger C4H2 domain-containing protein. NCBI's taxonomy places the organism in Eukaryota, Metazoa, Brachiopoda, Lingulata, Lingulida, Lingulidae. The record is from RefSeq and is a predicted model, not a curated record. Gene Ontology annotation, cellular component: nucleus. Gene Ontology annotation, biological process: positive regulation of neuron differentiation.